This is a messenger RNA of Phymastichus coffea, 1446 nucleotides long. RefSeq lists its product as uncharacterized. The transcript has 4 exons. NCBI's taxonomy places the organism in Eukaryota, Metazoa, Arthropoda, Insecta, Hymenoptera, Eulophidae. The record is from RefSeq and is a predicted model, not a curated record. Bases 71 to 1336 code for a protein of 421 amino acids.
AUCGCUCAACGAUAAUGAUUCGUUGACGAACCUUGAAAAAGUGUUUUGCCGAUCAACGAACAGAGUGAACAUGAGAGUUUUGUUUCUGCUGGUAGUGGCGAGUUGGCUGACAGCCGGAGGGCAAGCGAGUAUCUGGCCUUAUCACGGAUCGGCAACAGGUGCCGUAAUCGACGACUACUACGACGAACCGAGGCACCACCACAUUAAUGCUCCUGUCAUUGGCAGUCUCGCCGCAAACCCGAUUGUCGUCACGGGUCCCGUCACCUCGUCAAAAGCCAUUGUCGGACCUUCCGAAGGACCUGUCUUAGUGCAAGGACCUCGCGAGGGCUCAGCCGCAGUAGUCGGUCCAAGUCAAGGAGCAGUCACAAUAGUUGGUCCAACUCAAGGAGCAGCAACAGUUGUGGGUCCCACCGACGGGGGCGCAAAAAUCAUCGGACCUACAGCAGGAGCAGCGACAAUAAUCGGUCCGACCGGGGGCGGAUCGGUAAUCGGGCCAUCAUCGGGUGGAUCCAUAGUGGUUGGUCCAACCGCCGGUGGCGCAAAAAUCAUCGGACCAACAGCAGGCGGAGCAACGAUUGUCGGGCCAACAGACGGAGCUGCGACUAUCGUCGGUCCGACAGCGCAAGGUGCAACGAUCGUCGGACCAACCGACGCUGGCGCGACAAUCAUCGGUGCACAGGCGCCGGGUGCUACGAUCGUUGGUCCUUCGGUGGAUAGCCACAGUCAUCACGUCAUCGAGACACCUGUGGUACAACAACACGUUCAUGUCGUUGGCUCGACUGUGCAAGACGCUUACGCGCACGCCGAGGCUCACGCACACGCCGAGGCACAUGCUCACGCGGACGCCCACAACUACGUAUCGCAGCCCAUCUACCAUCAUGUCAAUUACGUGGAGCGGCCCGUUUACAUCAAAGAACGACCAGUAUACUAUCAGCACAAUCAUCCGAUAGCAGUGAAAGAGAUCUAUGACGAGCACAAACACGUCGUCUGCGCACCCAACCUAUCCGGUUGGAGCGCCUCGGCAGCAGCACGAGCAGUCGCCUCGGCAGCUUCCCGUUACGGUCCAGUUCACGUGUCGUCCGUUGAAGGUCGGCCGGUGGUCACCAUCUCCGGACCGAAUUGUGCGCCACACGACAACCACAUUCAUCGCGAAGUUGUUCACCAUCACCACGACCACUACCCGAACACACCAAUCGCCAUCAAAGGGCCAUCAUCCACGGGCACAGUUAUCAGAGGACCAUCCGGUGAAAUCAUUUCAACGAACGGCGUCGUCGACGAGGUUUCGGUACACAGGAGACCUGUGCAAUGGUAUCCCGUUCGUUAUAGCAAAUGUUGAGCUACCCGCUGUAAAUGAUUUUGCCGCUAAUUCACUCAACGCGCAAUUUGCGGCCAAACUUCGUGGUGUGUCAUUUAAAUAAAAACAAGAGAAAAAACGGUUAUUUUUUU